Camponotus floridanus (Florida carpenter ant) is the source of this 3228-nucleotide messenger RNA. RefSeq names its product cullin-1 (gene Cul1). NCBI's taxonomy places the organism in Eukaryota, Metazoa, Arthropoda, Insecta, Hymenoptera, Formicidae. The transcript has 13 exons. Gene Ontology annotation, biological process: SCF-dependent proteasomal ubiquitin-dependent protein catabolic process; protein ubiquitination. Gene Ontology annotation, cellular component: SCF ubiquitin ligase complex. The record is from RefSeq and is a predicted model, not a curated record. Bases 458 to 2788 code for a protein of 776 amino acids. Gene Ontology annotation, molecular function: ubiquitin protein ligase binding.
UUCGCUCGCGACCGAUGAUGCUCUUUCUUCCGAAGCUUUCGCGAAAAAAAAAAUAUAAUAUUCAAAAAGAGAAAGAGAGAGAGAGAGAGACGGAGCGAAGAACACGAGUUCGUUUGUGCUCCGACAUUUCUGUUACUCCCUCACUCUGUCUCUCUCCAUCUCUAUCUCUCUGUUUCUCCCGACGAACGAGUCGCGUAUUGCACGAUGUAACGGAAUCCCUGACUUCGACUAACCUUUUCCUUUCAUAUAUUUCUUGCUUCUCGUGAAUACAAAUUUUGGCGUCAAUUCAGUAAAAUGUGACCUGGAAUACACAUUUGUUCAGUUAUUCAGUUUUCUAUUGUUAAGAUCUCAAGUUACACAGUGUUCUGAACAACUACUGUGAAUAAUACAAGCUGUUAUUAAAUUGUAGUCGUACCUAGUAACAGUGACGCUCACUCGACAAGCAUAUAGGAACAGAAUGUCAGGGCAUAGAGGUGGAGGGGCUGGAAGCCAUCAAGGUGGCCCUCCAGGCCUCAAGCAGAUUGAUUUAGAUCAAAUUUGGGGAGACUUACGCGAAGGCAUAGAACAAGUUUAUAACAGACAAUGUAUGUUGAAACCUAGAUACAUCGAGUUGUACACACAUGUAUAUAAUUAUUGCACAAGCGUUCAUCAACAACUAACUAGGACAUCGAGCAAGAGUAAAAAGGGACAAAUUCAACAAGGAGGUGCACAAUUAGUGGGAUUGGAAUUAUACAAACGUCUACGUGAAUUUCUUAGGAAUUAUCUUAUCAGCUUACUCAAACAUGGUGUUGAUUUAAUGGACGAAGAUGUAUUGCAAUUCUACACAAGACAAUGGGAGGAAUAUCAGUUCAGCAGUAAAGUGUUAAAUGGUGUAUGUGCAUAUCUCAAUCGUCAUUGGGUACGCAGAGAGUGCGAGGAGGGUCGCAAAGGAAUUUAUGAAAUUUAUCAGUUAGCCUUGGUAACCUGGCGAGAUAACUUGUUUAGGCAUUUACAUAAACAAGUUACUAAUGCAGUGCUUAAAUUAAUCGAACGAGAACGUAAUGGUGAAACGAUAAACACUCGAUUAGUCAGUGGGGUCAUCAAUUGUUACGUAGAAUUGGGUUUAAAUGAAGAUGAUCCAGGUUCUAAAGGACAAAAUUUAACAGUAUAUAAAGAUUCCUUUGAAAAUAUCUUUCUCGAAGAUACCGAACGAUUUUAUAAUCGUGAAAGUUCCGAAUUUCUUAGACAAAACCCUGUAACAGAAUAUAUGAAAAAAGCAGAACAGAGAUUAUUGGAAGAACAGAAGCGAGUGCGCGUUUAUCUGCAUCAAACGACUCACGAGCGAUUGGCCAAAACAUGCGAAAGAGUACUUAUCGAGAAACACCUGGACAUAUUUCAUUCCGAAUUCCAGAAUUUGCUGGAUGCUGAUAAGAAUACAGAUUUGGGUAGAAUGUAUCAGCUAGUAGCGAGAAUACCGAAUGGUCUCGGAGAAUUGAGAAAUCUCUUGGAAAGCCACAUAGCUAAUCAGGGACUUGCAGCUAUAGAUAAAUGCGGCGACUCUGCGGCUAAUGAUCCGAAAAUUUACGUCAACACAAUCUUAGAGGUACACAAAAAGUAUAAUGCCUUAGUGCUGGUUGCAUUUAACAAUGAUAGCGGCUUUGUCGCGGCCUUGGAUAAAGCUUGCGGACGAUUUAUCAAUAGCAAUUCUGUUACAAGAGCAGCCAAUAGCAGCAGUAAGUCACCCGAAUUAUUAGCUAAAUACUGCGAUUUGCUGCUAAAAAAGAGCAGUAAAAAUCCGGAAGAAGCAGAACUUGAAGAUACUCUUAACCAAGUUAUGGUAGUAUUUAAAUACAUUGAAGAUAAAGAUGUAUUCCAGAAGUUUUAUAGUAAGAUGCUAGCAAAACGAUUAGUGCAACACAUGUCUGCUAGUGACGAUGCAGAGGCUUCUAUGAUCUCUAAACUAAAACAAGCUUGUGGAUUUGAAUAUACUUCAAAGUUACAACGUAUGUUCCAGGAUAUUGGUGUGUCAAAAGAUCUAAAUGAACAAUUUAGGAGACAUCUGACAAAUUCUGCUGAACCUUUGGACAUAGAUUUUAGCAUACAAGUUUUAUCUUCUGGUUCAUGGCCAUUCCAACAGUCUUUUACAUUUUCUUUGCCAACAGAGCUGGAGAGAUCUGUGCAUAGGUUCACUACUUUCUACAGUUCACAACAUAGUGGCAGAAAAUUAAAUUGGUUGUAUAAUAUGUCUAAAGGAGAGUUACAUACAAAUUGUUUCAAAAAUAGGUAUACAUUGCAAGCAUCAACUUUUCAAAUGGCAGUUUUGUUAGCAUAUAAUGGAUCUACAUCAUGGACAAUACAACAAUUGCAAUAUGCGACUCAAAUAAAAAUGGACUUUUUACUACAGGUUGUUCAAAUACUUUUGAAAGCUAAGCUUUUAACUGCAGCUAGCGAUGAUGUAGCUGAACUGACUCCAUUGUCGACGGUAGAACUUUUUACAGGAUACAAAAACAAAAAACUAAGGGUAAAUAUUAAUAUACCUAUGAAGACAGAAUUAAAGGUUGAACAAGAGACUACACACAAGCACAUAGAAGAAGAUAGGAAACUUCUAAUUCAGGCAGCAAUUGUUAGAAUUAUGAAAAUGCGAAAAGUAUUGAAGCAUCAACAGUUGGUGGCAGAAGUAUUGAACCAAUUAAGUUCUAGAUUCAAGCCGAGAGUACAUGUCAUUAAGAAAUGUAUAGAUAUUUUAAUUGAAAAAGAAUAUUUGGAACGCACAGAGGGUCAAAAGGACACUUAUAGCUAUCUGGCAUGAUCAGUCGAUUUAGGACAACGAUACAGCAGCAGCCAUAUACAUAAAACGAAAAUAAACUUACAUUAUCAUUGCUAUAUACGUAUCAGGAUAUUUAUUUAAGUUUCAAAUGUAAUUAUCCAUAUUUUUAUUCUGUACAUGGAUGCCUUUGUACCGUAUUGUCCUUCUCUGGUCGCAUUUAGGAAAGACUCUGGCUUUUUAUAUAUCUUUCAAGAGAUGUAUACAUGCAAUGUCAUCUAAAAAAAGAGGCAUUGAUAAAAUUAUUUCAUAAUUAUCAUGAUCAAUGUGCUAGGUGUGUUACUGUCUGUGCUAUUUUCUAUAUAAAAUAGAGCAUACUGCUUGGCCAUAGUAUCACAGAACACAUAAUGAAAUUUUAAGUAAUCUACAGAAUAUUAUAGCAAAUAAAUGAUUAAAAAAUGUGCAUUUUUAUCUCAUUGCUAAUA